AUGGCAGAUUACUCAAAUGAUCCUUUCCAAAUGGAUGAGGAUCUUGCAGAAAAUAAACUAUCUGAAGUAGUCAGUGAUGUUCCAAGAUGGUCUAAUAUUCAAAAUGAUAUCACUCCUCGAUAUUCAGACAUGGCGGACUCAAAAAUGUAUAAUGAUGCUGAUGUAAUACGAUCAAGAUUAUCCCAAUUUAAGAUUGGAAAUAGAAGUGAUAUGGAUAACGACCCAGAAGAUAAUGCAGAGGAGCGGACUUACGAAGAGGAUAUAGAUGACAAGUUUGACUAUGACACCCAAGCCAAAAUUGAUGAAGAGAGCAAAGACUUCAACUUUUAUGAUAAACAACCACUAACUCCACCUGAGAAUUUUGCUCCAGUUAUCAAUAAAAUCUAUAGGUCUUCAUUUCCCCAACCACAGAACUUUCCUGUACUCAAGAGGCUCAAGCUAAAAUCAAUCUUAUGUUUGAUUCCAGAGGAAUAUCCCCAGCAGCAUUUGGAUUUUUUCAAAGAGCAAAACAUAGAACUAUUUCAGCUAGGAAUGUCUGGAAACAAAGAGCCGUUUGUGAAAAUUAGUCCUCAAUUGGUCACUGAGGCAAUAAAAAUAGUAUUAAACCCGGAAAAUCAACCCAUAUUAAUACAUUGCAAUCGAGGAAAGCACCGAACCGGCUGUUUAGUUGGUGUUUUGAGAAAAUUACAAAAAUGGUCCUUCACUAUAAUCUUUGACGAAUACAGAAAGUUUGCUGCGCCAAAAGAGAGGCAAAUGGAUCAGCAGUUUAUAGAACUCUACGAUGAGACGGAACUUCUUGAUUAUUGCAAUGAAAGGAACCUUUUACCUAUUCCUUGGGACUGA
Messenger RNA from Priceomyces carsonii, 843 nucleotides. It is a transcript of the gene SIW14, whose product is annotated as putative tyrosine protein phosphatase. Gene Ontology annotation, biological process: protein dephosphorylation. Gene Ontology annotation, cellular component: cytoplasm. The record is from RefSeq and is a predicted model, not a curated record. The transcript has a single exon. Bases 1 to 843 code for a protein of 280 amino acids. NCBI's taxonomy places the organism in Eukaryota, Fungi, Ascomycota, Pichiomycetes, Serinales, Debaryomycetaceae. Gene Ontology annotation, molecular function: inositol diphosphate tetrakisphosphate diphosphatase activity; phosphatase activity.